Olea europaea var. sylvestris is the source of this 897-nucleotide messenger RNA. RefSeq lists its product as uncharacterized. The record is from RefSeq and is a predicted model, not a curated record. Gene Ontology annotation, cellular component: chloroplast thylakoid membrane; chloroplast inner membrane. The coding region runs from base 1 to 693 and encodes 230 amino acids. The transcript is spliced from 8 exons. NCBI's taxonomy places the organism in Eukaryota, Viridiplantae, Streptophyta, Magnoliopsida, Lamiales, Oleaceae.
AUGAAUACUGGAACAGCUCUCAUUGGUGUUCAAGUGAUUCGAAGAGAAAAAAAUCAAAAUAUAAACAUCAGAGAGAUUAUUGAAUCUACGGCUAACAUAAGCUUCAUAAAAUACUUGUUCUUGUCUUUUUAUGGCGUAGUUUCUAUGAGAAACGCAAAAGGAUUUGAAGAUUGGGAAAGAUUUUCUGUUGAAUUUUCGUUCCCCUUAGAGUCCUAUUUAUUAAAUUUACUGUUAUGUCAAAAUAAUAACAUGGGUUAUUGCUUUCUAAAAGCAAUGCCGUCAGAAUCAAUUUCUUUGUUUGGGGUUCCUCAAACUAGUUCCCCAACAGGCGUUUUUUCUAAAGAUAUCUCCGUCUCUCGUGUGUUUGAUGGCAGUGAUGGUGGAAGGCCAAGCGGUGCAGGCAUCUUUAUUGGAGGCUUUGUUUUGGGUGGAUUAGUUGUUGGAACCCUCAGUUGUGUGUGUGCACCUCAGAUCAGCAAGGCUUUAGCUGGGGCUGAUAAAAAGGAUCUCAUGAAGAAAUUGCCCAAAUUCAUCUAUGAUGAAGAAAAAGUUUUGGAGAAGCAACGUCAGAAGCUGGCUGAGAAGAUCGAACAGCUCAACUCUGCUAUAGACAAUGUAUCCACUCAGCUGCGGUCAGACGACCCCCCAAAUGGAGAAGCUGUUAACUCAGACGAAGUUGAAUCUGUCGUAUGAGACUGUCAUGUUGAUCUCAUACAAAAUCUUGAACUGCUAUGCAAUGAUCUGUUUAACUUAGAAAACAAUGAAGUUGUCAUCUGAGAAAGCCCCGUUUUGCAAUUCUAGUCUUCUUGUUACUCAUUACCUGUUGACAUUGGAUCUAAACAAUGAAAGUUCAACUUCUUAUCAAUAUUAGGAAACGUUUGGCUGUGCUUAUAAGAA